Messenger RNA from Populus euphratica (Euphrates poplar), 2229 nucleotides. RefSeq names its product interactor of constitutive active ROPs 4-like. Lineage: Eukaryota; Viridiplantae; Streptophyta; Magnoliopsida; Malpighiales; Salicaceae. The coding region runs from base 888 to 2006 and encodes 372 amino acids. The transcript has 3 exons. The record is from RefSeq and is a predicted model, not a curated record.
CCUUCACCUUCUUUCUGUAAAAAAAAUGAGUUGGAGGAGAUAUGGGGCUGAAAGGACAAUAAUGCCCCUGCCAAAGUUGAGAUUCGAAGCUCUCUUUUUUUAAAAGCAGUUAAGGCGAAAGGUAAAGCAUAUUUUGAUUGAUGGAUGUGGAUAGUGAAAAGGAGUGGUUAAAAGAUUGCGUCUGCACUGUCCAAGAAAACAAAGCACACUGGCAGGAUAUCGCGGUCUUGGUGCUUGUAAAAGUUGGAAUGGAUGGUACUUUUUUAAAUUGUAUAGCCCAUUUAGUAUUCAGGAGUGGACUACGAGUAACAUGGAAUGGAAAUCAUCAGAAAAGAAAUCACGUGACUAUGGAAAUCAAUUAAGUCAAAUGAUAUGAAUGUGCUUUGCUCCGUAGACUGGUAUCAUGUCAUCAGGGUUUCCAGUAAAAAUUCUGCCAUGCUUGGCUGGGCAUUUGAACUGUAUGCUAGGUCCUUAAAAUGGCAGGUCUCGAUCAUUAUCAUAAUCAAGUGGUUUGAGAGCUUAUACUUUACCUAUAAUUAUUUGAAGUAAAGUUGAUAUCCUAACUGCUCCCAUUAAAGGGUCCCAGUGAUAAUGAUUAACAGGCCCCUGAUAUGUGCAUAUUGUGGACCUGUUGAGACCAUGUGGAAAGUAAAAACUGUCACCUCUUUACCAGCUUUUCCUGCGAAAUAAAAAGAUGGAGAAUCCUGUCUGGGGUGGUUGGAUCAUCUUACUUCUUCAUUACUUGUGUCUGGUGGAUGUAAUGCAUGAUUCUUCAUCCGUUUCUCUUGAUGGACCAUGAGAUAUUAAUAAUGCAACACAGUACUCCAUUUAUUGUUUCUUAACUUUGCUUCCAGCUUUCUUGAACAAACAUUGCUUUAGGUGCUUCAAUGCCGAGAUCAAGAGGAUCAGAAAUGCCUCAAAGGCAGUCUCCUCGAGGCUCACAUCCGCAUAGGACAUCUAACUCUGAUUCCGACCCACUGCAUCAUAGACCUAUAACUGAUCGAAGAGAGAAGCUAGGAGACCGUUGCUCCCCAAGAGGCUCCCAGCCUGACUCAUUAAACCAAAAGAAGCUUGGAACCCGCAUUGCAGAUUUAGAAUCUCAGCUUGGCCAAGCACAAGUAGAGCUGAAGACUCUAAAAGAGCAGUUGGCUUCAGCUGAAGCCGCAAAGAAAGAAGCUCAAAAAGAAUUGGAGAAAAAAGCCAGGAAAGGUGCUGUUCCAGAGCCAGAGGUGGAUUCCAAAAAAGCAGAUAGCAACUCAGCAGAUGAAGUUUCUGAAGACAUCCAGCUGGAAACUGAUGUUUUUGAAGUUCCAGUGGAGAAAAAGACUGUUGAGCCCAAGGUUGAUCCUGGCGACCUGCUUGAUCAGGUAGAAAAAGAAAACAACCCAACUGAUAUACCGGCUGAACCACUAGUGAUUUCAGAGCCAGAAAAGCUGUCUUUUCAUGACCUGGCAUUGAAGGAUGAUGAGAUAAAUAUGCUAAAAACCAAGCUAGAAGAGAAACAAAAGGACCUAGAGGUGUUUGGUAUGGAAAAUGAGAACUUGAAGAAUCAACUGAAUGUAGCAAAUUUGUACAUCUCAUCUGCCAAAUCCAAGGAAGAGGAAGUGUCCUUGAAGCUGGGCCAAUUGGGAGAAGAGCUGGAAGCAAGUAAAGCAAAUGCUGCCCAGUUAAAGGGGAAACUGGAAGCUGCCGAAGGAGCAAAUGAAGCAUUGGAGACAGAAAUGAAGAAAAUGAGAGUGCAGACAGAGCAGUGGAGAAAAGCAGCAGAUGCUGCUGCUGCAGUACUUGCUGGGGGAGUAGAGAUGAAUGGAAGGAUUCCAGAGAGGUGUGGCUCCAUGGAUAAGCACUUUGGUGGUGUAUUCGAGCCACCAGUAGGAGGGUAUGCUGGUUUCGUCGGAUCACCUGGAAUGGCUGAUGAUUUGGACGAUGGUUUUGGUAGCGUGAAGCGAAAGAGUUCUGGGAUCAAGAAGUUUGGAGACUUGUGGAAAAAGAAGGGCCAGAAAUAAGAUGUUAUGUUGUUGAAAUCCCCAUGUACCCUUUUUUAUUGUGUUGGUAAGGAAAUGGUUGCUCGCCAUUUCACAUUUUGUUGUCAAUGUUUAUAUAUGUUGAAGUUACGUUAUCUAAACCUUUUCAGGGAUGAUUUUGUAGCAUGCUGUUGCUUUGGUGAAACUGGGAAUCCUCCUAGCUUUCACAAUAAAAUAUGUGGAGACCUCACUCCUUUUCAAGAUA